UGAAAUUAUUUCUCAAUUGUAAUAUUAUAAUAAUUAUUAGAUUCUGUUAAUUAUGACUUUGAAAGUCAAAUUAUAUGAGAAUACCUUUUUUUUAAUAAUUAGUCAAGUAAUAUUAAACUUAGUCAAAUUUGUAUAUUUGAUUAUUGUAUUUACAAAACGGAAAGUAGGUACCUACACAUAUAGCAAUGCCCAUAAAAGGCAAUGUUCACCUGUUGUUUCAUAAUGUUAAAAACCCACGGUUUUUAAGUGAUUUUUUAAAAGUUUGCAGUGCUUUAGUUGUGACCAUCAAAAAUGGCUAUGCUUUCUUUGCGUAUUCGUUUGGUGGAUGAUGGGGUGACAAAAACAAUGCAAUUUGAUCCAUCUAUUUCUAUUGCAGAAGCUUGCUGUCAGAUCAGUGGAAAAACAUCAUCUCACCAUCUGUUAGAAUAUACAUUAUUUUUGGCCGAUGAAGACUCGAAAAAAGGUAUAUACUUGGAACCUACACGGAAUUUUGAAUAUUAUAUACUGCGAAAUGGAGAUUUAUUAGAAUACCGUAAAAAAAUACGUCCACUUAAGGUCAGUACUCUUGAUGGAACAUUAAAAACAUUAAUGAUAGAUGACACACAACCUAUUGCUAACCUUAUGGCUGUAAUUUGUGCUAAACUGGGUAUAACUAACCAUGAUGAAUAUAGUUUAGUACGUGAGUUCACUGAAGGUGAUGAAAAUAAUAUUAAUGUCGGAAAUUCCAUUAAAAAAGACCACAAAAUGGAGCAUUUACGUAAAAAGUUAAAGACAGAUGAAGAUAUCAAUUGGAUCAAUUCGGGUGCAAGUUUAAGAGAACAGGGAAUUGACGAAAGGGAAGGAGUUUUAUUAAAACGUAAAUUUUUCUUUUCAGAUGGGAAUAUAGAUACACAUGAUCCAAUUCAAUUAAAUCUAUUGUAUGUAGAAACUAGGGACGCUAUUUUAAAAGGUACUCAUCCUGUCACAGAGAACCUUGCCAUUCAAUUAGCGGGCAUACAGACUCAUAUUCAAUUUGGUAAUCAUGAAGAAACUAUACAUAAAUCUCCACUAUUGGACUUAAAAGAAUUUUUGCCACAAUCAUAUAUAAAGAUCAAAGGUAUUGAAAAAAAAAUACUUAAUGAACACAAAAAAUAUAUUGGAUUAGUUGAAAUCGAAGCCAAAGAUUUAUAUACAAGAACUGUUAGAGCACUUCCAACAUACGGUGUUACAUUUUUCUUAGUUAAAGAAGAAAUGAAAGGUAAAAAUAAACUGGUACCUAGAAUUCUUGGAGUAACUAAAGACUCUGUUUUACGUUUAGACGAACGUAGUAAAGAAAUACUACAAAAUUGGCCUUUAACAAGUGUUAGACGUUGGGGAGCUUCACCACAUACAUUUACCUUAGAUUUUGGUGAUUACUCUGAUCGUUAUUAUUCAGUACAAACUACUGAAGCUGAACAAAUAUUACAAUUAAUAUCUGGUUAUAUUGACAUAAUUUUAAAAAAAAAAGAAGCUAAAGAUCACUUUGAAAUUGAUUGUAAUGAACAUUCGACUGUUAUGGAAGAUACGGUUAGCCCAUUGAAAGCAAUAGUGAUAGAAAGUCAUGGUCAAAAGGUGAAAACUCAAUCAGUUGCUAAACCAACUCUUCUUAGGAUCCCACAAGAACCUACAUCUUAUACCACUGGUUACAUUUCUGAACAACAAUAUACUUCCAUUGAAAUAACUUGCACUGAAGCCUUAUCUGGAGUUUUAGAAGAUCUUGAUUUAACAAUGAUGGAAAAUAAUAAUUUGGAAAUGGAAGUUAAUGAACGAAAGUUUUCAGACUACCGAGAAAGUAUCUUAAAAACGUCUAAAACAUUAGUGGAAGAUACCAAGUCUUUAGUUGCAGGAGUUGGAGUUUCUAAGGAACAAUUGGAUAACUCUUCUAAAAAUGCGGUAUUGACAGUGACAAAACUUGUAGAACUUGUAAAGUCUGGCGCAGCAUCAUUAGAGGAUCGGGAAGUUCAAAUUAUAUUGAUUAAUGCUGUAAAAGAUGUUGCUAGUUCUCUUGGGGAACUUAUUCGAGGAUGUUUUGAUAGUCCUUCUAUGGAUGAAUUAAAAGAUAAAGCAAAAGUUUUAGUAACUAAUGUUACUACUUUAUUGAAAACGGUCAAAUCUGUAGACGAUGAACGUACAAAAAAUACCGAUUUAAUGAAAUCAACAGUUGAAGCAAUUGAAAAGGAUUUUGAAGAAAAUACAUUUGUAACAAAUUGUGAAACAACAACAGAAGAACUUGUACAGUCUGCAAAAUAUAUUAAUGAAGCUACUAAAAGUAUGUUGGAAAUUGUAUAUAAAGGUAAACCAAAAGAUGUUACUAACGCUGUACAAGAAAGUCGUAAGUCAGUUGGUGAAUUAUUAAUUGCUUGUCAAGGAAAAAAUUUAAAUGAAAAAGUGUUAGACGCUGGCCGUCAAGUUGCUGAAGAAUUUAAGACUUUUCUAACUACGAUUCUGGAAAAUUCUAAAAGGCCUAGCACAACUACAAAAAGAAUUUUAGAAGAAGUAUCUCAACGCUUGUCUACAAAAGUAGAAUAUUUGAUUACAAUUGUUGAGCACAUUGAAACCAUAGAGUAUCAUUUAUUGGAUUCAGCAACAUCAAUAGACACAGCGGUGAAAAAACUUGAUACAAUACAACCUAGACCCUAUGAAUUUAAAGUUGAUGAAAGUUGCUGGAAGUCUGACGAAGUUAUUUUGGAAGCAGUGAAAUCAAUUGCAGCUGCAACUUGUGCUUUAGUUAAAACAGCUUCACUUGCACAACAUGAAAUUGGAGUUGAUGAGGGAGUUGAUGGUUUAGUGUAUGCAGCUAGAAUGGUUGCCACAGCAACUCAUAGUUUAGUAGAAUGUGCUCGUGAAAUAAUUGAAGGUUUCUCUAGCGAAGACAAACUUAUAUCUGCUGCUAACCAGGUGGCUUCUUGCACAACACAACUUUUGGUAGCUUGUAAAGUCAAAUCAGAUCCAAACAGUGAUGCUACGAAGCGACUCUUAGCUUCAGGUAAUAUAUUUAAAUUUUAGAUUCUGAACGGAGCAUGAAAUGUGCAAUAAUGUUUAUUUUUAUACUGUACAAAAAUUCUACAGAAAUCUUACUCCAAUUUAUCAAGUGUGUUGCCUUUUCUGAAAGAAAAUUUUAUCUAGUUGGUACUUUAAGAAGGUAAUUUUUUGAUUUUCCAAGCAAUUUUUUAUAAUAAUUGGGAAAAACUGGAAAAUGUAUGAAAAUAAUGCUUUUAUUAUAUUAAAUUUUGUUUUUUUGUUAUAAUUCAGUUCAAAAUGUUUGUAGAGACUUGAAAAACAAGCAGAAAACUUAUAUUUUCUUUUUCUAGAUAUGGUAAAAUUUUUAAAACAUUUGAGCCAUUUUUGAGUUAAUUAUAGACAUUUUAAUUUUGCAAGUUUUAUAUAAUUUUUAUUCACUGGGUACUCUGUGUUCAUUAUAAAUUUUAUAGGAAAAAGAUAAGUUUAAUGUAGUUUUUUUUUUUUAUUAAAUUUUUAUGAAAAUUUUAAAUCCUACAACCUUUCAAAAUAUGUAUAAGCGAACUCCGUUCAGAAUUGCUUUUCUUUAGUAACAAUCAUUGCAUGCAAAUAUACAUUAAAUUCCUCUCUGUAUUCUACCUUCCCAACUUCACAUCUACAACAGUGGCCCACUCAUUGUGUGAAGUAUUUUUUUUUAUAUUAUGUAAAAACAUUGAUUUUUUUUUUCAGGUAAUGUAGUGAAACGUGCAACUGAGAAUGUUGUUCGUGCUGCUCGUCAAGCCAUGAAAACAGAUGAAGUUAAGAAUUUUAUAUUAAAUGAAAGAGUAGUUGGUGGCAUGGCUCAGGAAAUAGAUGCUCGAUCAGAUGUGUUAAGAAUUGAAAGAGAAUUAGAUGAAGCAAGAAAACGAUUGAUUGUGAUUAGACAAUCAAAAAACAGAAGUGUGGAUAGUUAUUAGUAUACUCUUGUCACAUUUUUUCUGUAGAUAUGACUUUUCAAACAAUAAGACAUUAUACAUCUAAAAUAUAAGAAAAGUAAUCACAAUACUACAUUCCUUAAUUUCUUAAUUUUAAAAUAGGUUAAUUCAUGGAUAAAAGUUAGUAAUGUGAUUCUUGUUUAGUAAAAUAUGCUCAUCUAGUAAAUGUAUUUUAAAAUUACAGAUUCACUUUUAUAAAUCAAAAUAUUUGUUUUUAAAUUGUAUUGUUUUACUCUGGAAGUCACAAUGAUAUUUUGUGUGGUAUUAUUCAUGUUAAAAAUAUAGUUAAACUUAUAAUAUUAAUGUAAAGUUUCACCAAGUCAAUGUUCAAUAAAAUCAUUUUUAAUAAUGUAUAAAACGAAUAAUAACUAUUAACAUAAAUUAGUUAAAAUAAUAUAUAAUGUAUGUUCAUUAUUAAAUACAAUUAAGUUUAUUAUUUAAUGUCUAAGUAAUAAAACAAAUGCUAACAGUAACAUUGUUCAAAAUAUUUUUUAUAGUUUUUGUUACCUUCAUUAAAUUCCAUUUCAUUUUUGUAUUAACC
This is a messenger RNA of Cinara cedri, 4491 nucleotides long. Lineage: Eukaryota; Metazoa; Arthropoda; Insecta; Hemiptera; Aphididae. The record is from the annotation of a GenBank genome assembly.